Molecule: messenger RNA, 3156 nt
Organism: Saccostrea cuccullata (small rock oyster)
Lineage: Eukaryota; Metazoa; Mollusca; Bivalvia; Ostreida; Ostreidae
Exons: 8
Coding region: 1-3150 (1049 amino acids)
Source: RefSeq, a predicted model, not a curated record
AUGGAUCUUAAACGAAAACAAAUAAUUAAAGCCAAACAAAAAUUAAGGAAGAAGCCAGCCGAAGAUCAGUUCUCCACACUGACUGAUGAUGAGGUGUCCGUGUUAUUCUGUUUUCUGUGUUCUGACUCCGGUCCUCCUGACUUCUCUGACACAGAAUGGCUGGACUUGAUUAAUAAGUUACCACGGAGAGUGCACUAUAAAUCUGUCACACAUGAGGAAGCACAGGAAACUCUGGAUAGAUUGAAGUCACGUGAUUACCUUUGGGGAGGUCAGGAUAAGAUCACAAAGGACACAAAGGAUGAGACAAUGUAUAGGAUAGCAUCAAUUGACAGUCGUAUACCAUUCCAUUACAGUAGUUAUAACAUAGCCAGUGUGUACCUGCGAUCAUACAGAUACAACAGAAAACCUGGAGAGAAGUCUGUCAUUAGUAGAACAAACUCUGAUGAUUCCUUACUGAUUCGCCGUCUACAGAUGAACAUACUGACUCACGUCACCAUGGUGGACACGGAUAUAUAUGCUGAGAUACACCAGAUAUUGAAAAUCCCAGCAAAUAUGUUAAAGAGCAACAAAUAUAAACGAAAAGAAUUUUUAAAAGAUCUGAGACAAGAAGGGAAAGUUGAAGACUACAGGGGACGAUCACCGGACGGUGUAAAUUACGUGAUGUGGCUCUGGAGAUACGACCGUGAAGCGAGACCUGACAUCGUGAGAUCUUGUAUAGGUCUACAUCCACACUGGGACCUUUACAUCAUCGACAACAAAGCUUACAGAAAACAAAAUAAACAUCAUACUUAUUCACCAGAAGUCAGGUGUCUAUUGUACUGCUUACUGCUAACUGAAAAAUAUCAGCUGAAUUUCAAAAAACAAUCACACAGGAUCCUAAAAGGCAAAAUCAGAGAAAGAUAUUUCUCUAAUAUUACUGAAAAAGACUUGAGAGAUCUUCCAGAUGAAAUCACAGAAACACAUAAUGGUGUGAUAACGUUUAAAUCAGACGACAUCAGACAUGACGUCAUGUACGCCUUCGUUACGGAGUGUCUGGUGGAGGACAGAGAUUUGGAUUUUUUCCUGACCUCGGCGUCACAUGACGUUAUAUCAGAAUACUGCCGGUCCUGGUAUUAUAAGAGGAGUGAGGGAGAGAGAUGUCUGUAUGUACCGGACAUACCGGAGAAGAUGUACGACCUCCUUAUAGACAAACUACAGCUGGACAUCAUCUCACACUGUACCACGUCUGACGGGAGGAUUCAUGACAAAAUCAGUAAACGUUUAGGAGUCCCAGAAGAAAUACUAAAAUGGGACCAGGAGGCCAGAAAACGGUAUGUGGAGUGCGCUAAGAGAGGAACACAGACAGUCCAUCACGCCCGGGGGAUGAUUGUAGGAUGUGCUGGGGCGGGGAAAACCACGCUACUUAAACGUCUGCUCGGUUGUAGUGAAAAGGAGAUAAAGAAAAUAAAAUCUACUGAGGGAUUGGAGGUGCAUGAGGAAAUAUUUGAUAUUUGUGAUAAAACAAGAUCAUUAAAAGCGCGACAAAUAAACAAUGAUGAUAAAAAUGGAGAAGACUCUGCUACAAAUGUUACCGCUAAGGCGCUUACUUUCUUUGACUUUGGAGGACAGUGUGCAUACUACGCCUGUCACCAGAUUUACCUGACCAGGAGAGCUUUCUAUGUUGUGGUGGUGGACGCCUCUAAACGUCUUGACCAGAAGGUGGAUAAGAAAGUAUGUGAUCAAGACGGAAGCGUAUUUUCUGGAUGGACCUAUGGAGACUACUUUGUGUUCUGGAUGAAGUCAAUACAUACCUACUGCAGUUCUGAGAAUGAUAAGGAGCUGAAGCCCGUGGUCUUAAUUGUGGCGACUCAUUGGGAGGAAAAAAUCCGACAGUUUAAAGAUAAACACGCCUUUAUGGACAGUCUUCAUCAACAGAUCCCAAAGAAUUGGAAUUUAUCACAAUAUAUCGUAGAAAAUAACUGUUAUUGUAUACAGUUUCCAAUCGAACCACUUCACAGUCUAUCAGAGCGCAUUUGUGAUAUUGCAAAUCAUCAGCGAUGGAAAGAAACUAUUCCAAAAGAAUGGGCCUUCCUUGAAUUAGAAAUUAAAAUAAGAAAACAUUCAGAGAGGACUUUAAAAAUUCAAGAUCUUACUACUAAAAUUGCUGUUGGCAUCAACACCAAUAAUCCAAACGGAAAAUUGACAAAUGAGAGCGAUAUGUUACGAUACUACCAUGACGCAGGAAAGGUUCUUUAUUUUAAUGAGGAGGGACUUAAGGAGUAUUUCAUUAUUGACGUUCAGUGGUUUAUCGACGCUUUCAAAAACAUAAUCACUGACAAACUUCAUUUUAAAGGUAUUCCUGUGGCCCGCAUAGAUUGGGAGGAGUUCUACAGGACAGGAAAUUUGGAGGACCAACUUCUGACAGAGAUCUGGAUGGAUGAAGAUAAAAGAUUAUUUGAAAAAUACCCAAACGAAAAAGAGCGAAUCUCUUUCGGAGGAUGGAUUUCAAAUCCCCGAUAUUUACUCUACCAUAAAACAGAACUCCUCAGUUUUAUGCAAAGACUUGGAUUGAUGGCUGUUGGAAACAAAUCGCACUAUGUUCCGUGCAUGAACAGGAAAGAAAUAGAGAAAGCUAUUCCUGAUCUCAUUCAGAGAUCGAAAAGUAAAACAUCUGUCCUGAUCUACAGGUUUAGCUUCUUACCAUUUUUCCUCUUCUUCCGCCUCGUUGUGUCUUGCAUGCAGUUAAAAGACUGGAAAAUAUUAAUCACUGAUGGAACAUCCUGUCUGUAUAGAAAUGCGGCUUUGUUUUCUGUAAAAAAAUACAAUAUUGUCCUUUCUGUUACGGAAUCAUCAAUACAGCUACAAAUAUUUCACCCUGUUCCAAGAUGUUCUUUAGAAAAAGAUAAAACAUACAAAAUUCAAAAUAUUAUAGAGGACAUCUUAAAUGACAUUUCGGGGACUUUUCACAGAAGCAUUUUAUAUGAAAGAGGCUUUAAAUGUCGAGAAGACGGGGGACAGGUUAUUGCUGUAGAUAUCGAAGGACAAUAUGUGCAGGACAAAUAUAUUUGUGAAAAAGAUGGUGAAAUUAUUUGUCCACUGCAUCCAAUUAAAGAUCAGCAUUUCAUAAACACCACAGAAAUGUCAGAAUUCUGGAACAUAAGAAAACCGUGACAGUUC